AUGGAAGGGGAUUUUGGGUUCAUUGGCCUCGGAAAUAUGGGAUACCAUAUGGCUGGAAAUAUACGCAAGAAGAUGGCGCCAACUACAACCCUACACGUCUUUGAUGUCGUUGCCGAAGCAUGUGAGCGGUUUGUGAAGAACUUUGGUCAGUUUGGUCCGAUUCAAAUUGCUCGGACCGCGAGAGAGGUGGCAGAGAAGUCUCAGACGGUGAUAUCUAUGAUUCCAAACGGCGGCAACGUGAAGGAAGUCUACCUCGACCCCCAAGACGGAGUCGUAGCGGCCAGCAAAUUUGCAGAUCGUUUGAUGUUGGAGUGUAGUACGAUCGAAGUCAAGGUUUCGCAGGACAUUGGACACUCAAUCAUGGAUGCCACUCAGGGACUCUAUGUCGACACGCCAGUUUCUGGAGGCGUUGCAGGCGCCGAAGCCGGGACUUUGUCAUUCAUGGUAGGCUUUGAGGGAGCACAUAACUCGGACCCGAAACGGAGACGCAUUCAAGGAAUUCUCAAUUCAAUGGGUUCCCCGGAACGAAUCACAUUCUGUGGGAAACUCGGUGCGGGCCUCGUGUGCAAAACUGUCAACAAUUACAUUGGUCUGAGCAAUAUAGUGACGACAGCACAAGGCAUGGCGUUCGGCAUCAAACAUGGAGUGGACAAGAUGACUCUUUACAAGUGCAUCAAAGGGUCGAGUGGUGACUCUUGGGUCAUGGACAACGCUCAACCAGUCCCCGGCAUUCAUGCUAAAUCAGCCUCUACAAAUGGAUUUCGGCCGACAUUUGCACCUCGUCUGUGUGUCAAAGAUGUGUCGUUGGCCCUGAAAGCGGCAAAGGAGACUGGCAUCGAAGCAUCAAUGGGCGAGGCAGCUUUGAAGAUCUUCAAGACGACGAAUGAUGACCCACGGACGACAGUGAGUUUUCCUUUUCUGUAUUCCCUCACAAGACUAGCAAGACUAAGUUUGGACGUGUAG
Molecule: messenger RNA, 963 nt
Organism: Exophiala oligosperma
Lineage: Eukaryota; Fungi; Ascomycota; Eurotiomycetes; Chaetothyriales; Herpotrichiellaceae
Exons: 2
Coding region: 1-963 (320 amino acids)
Biological process (GO): L-valine catabolic process
Cellular component (GO): mitochondrion
Molecular function (GO): NADP binding; NAD binding; 3-hydroxyisobutyrate dehydrogenase activity
Source: RefSeq, a predicted model, not a curated record